Camelus dromedarius (Arabian camel) is the source of this 3444-nucleotide messenger RNA. It is a transcript of the gene FAR2, whose product is annotated as fatty acyl-CoA reductase 2. Gene Ontology annotation, cellular component: peroxisome. The record is from RefSeq and is a predicted model, not a curated record. The coding region runs from base 400 to 1947 and encodes 515 amino acids. Lineage: Eukaryota; Metazoa; Chordata; Mammalia; Artiodactyla; Camelidae. Gene Ontology annotation, biological process: long-chain fatty-acyl-CoA metabolic process. The transcript is spliced from 12 exons. Gene Ontology annotation, molecular function: alcohol-forming very long-chain fatty acyl-CoA reductase (NADP+) activity.
AAAAAAAAAAGCCCAACCCGGGAGUGACAGCGAGUGGAUCUGCCGGGCGCUGAAUGAAUGGAAGCUGCGGGGCGGGCCUGCGCGCACGGCCGCCCUGCCCACGAUGCGGUCGCCCCGCGGCCUGUAGGGCCGUCGCCUCCUGCGCCCCAGGCCGAGGCCGCGGCGGCCACGGCAAGAUCGGAGGGAGGGUGGUUUCCUCCCGCCCCGCACCCAGUCUCCGAGCCGGAUAUACAGAGUGUCGCGUUUGGGAGCCGAAAGACCGGAGCAGCUUCCCGGAGGCAGGAGCGCUUCCCGGAGCCUCGGGAAGGGCCGGCAUCGCGAGGACCACUAGUUGAGCCCGCCCCGCGCCGGAGGAGCAGGAACCUCUUCCCGGAGCUGUAAAAGACAAAAGGAGGAAUCAUGUCCAUGAUCUCAGCUUUCUACAACGGCAAGUCCAUUCUCAUUACUGGGGCCACAGGCUUCCUGGGCAAAGUGAUGAUGGAGAAGCUGCUUCGCACCAGCCCUGACCUGAAAGUCAUUUACAUCCUUGUGAGGCCCAAGGCUGGCCAGACACUGCAGCAGAGGGUCUUCCAGAUCCUCAACAGCAAGCUGUUUGAAAAAGUCAAAGAAGUUUGUCCAAAAGUGCAUGAGAAGAUCAGAGCUAUUUCUGCAGAUCUCAAUCAGCAUGACUUGGCCAUCAGCAAGGAGGACAUGCAGGAGCUUCUUUCCCAUACAAACAUCAUCUUCCACUGCGCUGCUACUGUGCGCUUUGACGACCACCUGAGACAUGCCGUGCAGCUCAACGUCACCGCUACCCAGCAGCUCUUGUCCAUAGCCAGUCAGAUGCCCAAGCUGGAAGCCUUCAUACACAUCUCCACUGCCUUUGCAAACUGUAACCUGAAGCACAUUGAUGAAGUCAUCUAUCCAUGUGCUGUGGAGCCAAAAAAAAUCAUCGAUUCCAUGGAGUGGCUAGACGACGCUAUUAUUGACGAGAUCACACCCAAGCUGAUUGGGGACCGGCCCAACACCUACACCUACACCAAGGCCUUGGGAGAGAUGGUGCUGCAGCAGGAGGGCGGGAACCUCAACAUCGCCAUCAUCAGACCCUCCAUCGUGGGAGCCACCUGGCAGGAGCCAUUCCCAGGUUGGAUUGAUAGCAUCAAUGGACCUACUGGGCUCAUUGUCGCGGCUGGGAAGGGGUUUCUUCGGUCCAUAAGAGCAACUCCGAUGGCUGUGGCAGAUUUAAUUCCAGUCGAUCUCGUCAUCAACCUCACCUUGGCUGUAGGAUGGUACACGGCAGUUCACAGACCUAAGUCAACGCUCAUCUACCACUGUACGUCUGGAAACCUCAAUCCCUGCCACUGGGGCAAAAUGGGAUUCCAAGUCUUGGCAACCUUUGAAAAAAUUCCAUUUGAGAAAGCUUUUAGGAGGCCAAAUGCUGACUUCACAACCAACAACAUCACGACCCAUUACUGGAAUGCGGUCAGCCACCGGGUCCCAGCCAUCAUCUAUGACGUCUAUCUGCGGCUCACGGGAAGGAAGCCCAGGAUGACCAAGGUCAUGAAUCGGCUUUUAAGAACCCUGUCUAUGCUUGAGUAUUUCAUCAACCGGAGUUGGGAGUGGAGCACGUACAACACGGAGAUGCUGAUGUCCGAGCUGAGUCCUGAAGACCAGAGGGUAUUCAACUUCGAUGUGCGCCAGCUGAACUGGUUGGAAUACAUUGAAAAUUACGUUUUAGGAGUUAAGAAGUACUUACUGAAAGAGGAUAUGGCUGGGAUCCCAGAAGCAAGGCAACACUUAAAAAGGCUCCGAAAUAUUCACUACCUCUUUAAUACUGCCCUCUUUCUCAUCGCCUGGCGCCUUCUCAUUGCAAGAUCUCAGGUGGCUCGGAAUGUGUGGUUCUUCAUCGUGAGCUUCUGUUACAAACUCCUCUCCUACUUUAGGGCAUCCAGCAGACUCAAGGUGUAAGAACAUUUGGCAACCUCCUUUUAUACGGAACUUCACAGAUACCUCCAAAACAGCAACUAUGAUUCUCAAGAUUAGGAAGUAACAAAUAUGCCCAAACUCAUUACCUGUCGAAUGUGCUGUCACGUAUUCAUCCUUAUUUCUUAACUACAUAUUUUUAUUUCAGUGAGAGAAGGAAAGUCAUAUCCUAGUCUAUAAUCAUACAUGUUUUAGGGAAAAAAAUUGUUUCCAGAUUGUUUACUAACACUAUUCUAUGCCCUCGAACAUAAAACACCGAAGUUCACCCAUCUUCCUAUAUUUGGCUUUCUUCUCCAUGUAAGAAGAAAUUUCAGCUCAACAAACAUGGCAGAACACAUGGUAGAAACUGAAAUAUGCUCAAGAAAAGCAGUUCUAACCUUGGAACCAUUCUAGUGCAUCCAGUCUAAAGGUUUAAAAUCAAGAUAAGUAGAGGAUGGAAGAUCACAGCAAGCUCACGGAUGCUGUAAGAGAAGCAGUUCUCCCCCGAAGUGCCUGCUUCCUUUUUGUGUUUUACCGUGGAGUUCUGGUUGAAGGCCGGGGGCAUUUGAAAAGAGGGCUCACAUUUAGCCUCUCCCUUAGCUAUACCCGCCUCCCAGACAUAAAAAGAACCAAGAGGUGUCACGGUGUCAAUAAUCAUGGAUCGAGUGAGGGCUCAAGCAUAUUUCACUGGGACUCAGUUUAUUAUGCUUUUAAACAAAAACGAAUCUCGUAAUUUUGACUUUGACAACUAUUAUUUCUAAGCCUUCUGAAUCACCAAUUUUCCUGAAUCUUCUUAAGAGUUUCCCUCUUGUUCAUUAAAGUCUCCAAAUCCCUUAUACUUAAGCUCAUACUGCUCAGGCCUCAGUGAGUGACUCAUGCGAGAGCAAGGUCCUGGGCUAGGAGCAUAUAAAAACCCAGUCUCUUGACCUCUGCCACCGAGGAAAGCAAGAUGUCCAAUGUAUUUUAAGUGCCGGCCUUAGUCUCCCCGCAUAGUGGGGAGACCGCUGUUUCACCAGGACUUGCCAGUGUCUCGAGCGCUCCAGCUGCAGGAUGCUGCCCGUACGACGCGCCGCAGGAGAGGGCAGACUUCGUUCAGUGACUCUAAGCUUAGAGAGUAGGUGCUGUUUGCUUAAAAAUAUCUUACGCAAAAUGCAAAUGAAUUAGUAAAAACUAUUCUCAAAUUCCUAUGUUAGUAGCUGUUUAGCCCAACGGUCCUCAUAUUUGAGAGAUCACUGCGUAUUGAUUUACAGCAUUUCAUGUUAAAAAUAUGGAAUACGAUUCAAAUAGAAUUAUCUGGGGCCUAAGCAACUAAAAGUAAUUACUAGAAAACUACACAAGCAUAAAACGUUAACAAUGGCCGUUACAUUUACGCUCACUCUCUGGGAUAACUGAUUAAUGCUGAGAAAGGCACAUGAAGGCAGCGGAAGCAUGCAGGGCUGCGCGGGCAGCUCUGGCCCAGUGCUGAGAUUUUUCUGAAUCCAUAGAGGGUGUUUGGGGUUGGGG